AUGCCGCAGCUCAUCUUGGAAGGAAAGGCAGAUGAGCUCGUUAGCAAGUUUGAGGAGGCAUACUUAGAGGUGAAAGCGCGCAAGGAGGUGUACCUCGCUGAAGAAGCCGAGAGCUACUUCCACUACCUGCAGCCGAAGGCCCGGGAGGCCGCAGUGCUAGCCGCCAGCCGUGGGCUCUCCCAGGUGCUGGUGCUGGAGCACCUGGAUGGAGACGUGGUGGAGCGUUCUCUUGCCAUGAAGGAGGGAUUGGAGGAGAUGUAUGGCAAAGGAAGUUUCUACAUGAGCUUGGACAAGUGGGAAUGCCAACGAGAUAUCGAGUUUUUCUUUCCACACCUGGAUGCCUUGCCAGUGGAGCGCACGCUUGCAGUCGUUAAGCCCGAUGCCGUCCAGCAGGGCGAAAAGGGCGGGAAGACUGCAGAGCAAGUGGUCGAGGACGAAGCUGCACAGCUAGGGCUGUUCGUGGUCUCGAAGCAGCUGCAUUCGCCGGAUGAGGCACAAGCGAAGCUCAUCUGUCAGGAGUAUGAUGGGAGCGCAGAUCAUACCAAUGCCGUGGCGGCGGUGAUGGCCGAGCCCGGUUGCCUUGUCAUGUGCAUUGAGGGCAGAGGUGCUAUUGGCAAGAUGCAGCUGAUUUGUGGGCCAUCGCACUCUGGAGUGGCCCGUGAGCGUGCUCCAACCACAAUCCGUGCGCUUUGGGGCACUGAUGGCACCAGCAACGCCAUGUAUGCUAGCAUCAACAUGGAAGCAGCAGACAAGGAGAUCAAAGCCUUCUUCCCAGACGGCGCGCUGAAGCUGGAGCGCACACUCUGCAUUGUCAAACCCGAUGCUAUUGCGAAUCUGGUGGCUAUCAAGACUGAGAUCGAAGCGGCAGGAUUCACGGUCCUCAAGGAGAAGCAGACGACGCUAAGCGAAGAGCGGGCCAAGGAGUUCUACAGGAGCAGCAAGGGCGACCCCUCCUUUGCAGCCGUGGUUAAGGAAUCCUGCAGCGGGCCUUGCUGUGCCAUGGUGCUUUGCCGCGUCGAAGCCGUGACGGUCCUGAAGCAGCUGAUGGGGAAUGCAUCGGUGAAGGAGGCGAAGAAGUCGCGCCCAGGCUCCCUGCGUGCCCGCUUCGGCAGGGAUGGACAACGCAAUGCCGUCCAUGGCAGCGAGUCUUUGAAGGAUGCUGUGCAGGAGAUCCGUUUCUUCUUCCCAGAGAUGGGAGUCGACCCCCUGCCUGACGACAAUGAGGUGAGGGACUUUGUCUUCCGCAAGUCCGCGCGUGCCUCUAUGGACCUACAGACCCUUUCUGAUGCCCAGGCAACUGACUUCGAGCUUGACCCUACCAUGCAGCAGCUGAUCUCCAAUGGCCUUAUCGGCUUGUGCAAGGUGAAGCCACAGGGCCUGGCGGCUGUUAAGUGGUUGGCCAACUGGCUUAGCGAAAACAAUCCGAACAAUCAGGCACCCAAAGCCGCGUUUGAUCCACCAACGCGCACCAGUCAGUAUGUGGAGUCGGGAGUGAAUCAGGACGGCAUGGCCUUCGUCGUCGAGGCACCUGCGCCCGAGCCGCCGUCAAAGCCCAUCGUCGAAGUUACAGAGGAAGAUCUGAAGAAGGAGCCAGGGGAGAGCGACUUGAAGACGCCGCCCUUCGUUGUUUUUGUGGCUGGUGGCCCUGGCUGUGGCAAGGGCACUCAGUGCACCAGGAUCAAGGACGAGUUCAACUUGAUCCACCUGAGCACGGGAGACCUCAUGCGCGCAGAGGUAAAGGCUGGAUCAUUUCUUGGUGGUGAGAUCGAGAAACACAUGUCUGCGGGCACUUUGGUCCCAGACGACAUUGUCUUACAGCUGCUGAAAAAGGCGAUGAUCAAGAACCAAGACACAAACAGGUUUCUGUUGGACGGUUUCCCUCGUGCAGUUGAACAAGCCCAGCGCUUCGAGCGCGAGAUCGCAGAGGUCUCGUUUAUGCUCUACUUGGAGGCCAGCCAUGAAACGAUGAUGGAUCGCAUCAAAGGCCGAGCUGCCACCAACCCAGGCCGAGUCGACGACAACGACGAGACGGUGCGCAAGCGCCUCGAGGUCUUCGACCAGCAGACUCUUCCCCUGUGCAACUACUAUGGCCCCAUCGGCAAGCUGCGCAAGGCCAACGCAGAAAAGGCGCCGGAUGAGGUCUUUGCAGAGGUGAAGCGCUACUUCAGCUGCCGCUUCCUCUACUUGCUGGGCCCUCCAGGGGCACCUGUCGAGCAUAUGGCGGACAAGCUGGAAAAGCAGUACGGUUACUCGGCCAUCAAUCUAACGACGCUGCUGAAAAGCUAUGCCGACUCCAACGAGGCAGAUGCACCGGCCGUGAGGAAAGCCAUGCUGGCAGGAAAGCCUGUAGAUGCCUCCAUUGCUUGCCCUCUCAUUCUGUCGGAGAUCUACCGAGACAUGGCCCUAGGAGUACAAAACUUUGUCUUGUCCGACUUCCCUCAGAGCCUGAAGCAAGCCCAAUUCCUAGAGUACCGUGUCUCCAGCAUCACCAGAACUUUGGUAUUGGACUUUUCUCGUGCAGAUGCCGCUGAUCUCGCUGCGACCAUGAGCAGCAAGGACACCCUUGAGUUGGAGCUUCGGUCCAACUACUUCUUUGGGCCUGAGGCGUCGGAGAUGCUCACGGCUUUGAAGGCAGAGCGCAUCCCGUACAGCUUGAGCGAGAUGCAAACGUGCAGUGUGGUAGAUGGCACCUGGAAGAAGCUGAGUGAGCAAGUCUUGCCAUCCCUAACCGUGGUGUUGGGACUACCAGGGAGCGGCACAGAUGUACUGGCCAAUCUCUUGGCCCAAAGCUCCCCGAAUUUCGAGGCAGUUGAUUGCGACGAGCUCUUGGACAAGGAGCUCGAGCGUCAGACCGAAAUGGGGUUGGCGAUGCAUAACAUGCUUGCAAAGGGCCAGGUCGUCCCAUUAUCGAUGACGCUCGAACUGCUGAAGGGUGUGGCUAACCUGACUUGCUCCGAGUGCCUCAUCAUCCAGAACUGCCCGCAGUACGUGGACCAAAUUGAGCUCAUCGAGCGAGAUUUCCGCAUCAACAAAGUCUACUACAUCCAGGGUAGUGAGGCCGCCGAGAAGUCAUGGGCUGAUAGCUUUGCCAUGAAGGAGGACAGUGCAACAGCGGCCAAGCGCUUCAGCGAGCUGCAAAGGCGGUUGCCGCCGAUGGUGGCUCACUUCAGCCGUCUUGGCCUGCUCGAGAAGUUCGAGGUUUCCGAAACUCCCAGCCAAGAGAGACUCCAGAGCCUUAUCGCCAAGUCCAGGAUGCCCCAGUUUGCCGUUGUCAGCAGCUUGUCGCCGGUCCUAGGCGCAAAGAAGGCGCAGGAGCUCUGCGACGCCUACGGUGGCAGCCCCAUCACAUCCAAGAGCCUAGCGGAGUUCGCGGGCAAAGCCGACGCAGAAGCCAGUAGCUCUGAUGAAGUUACCAUGCUGAAGGCCUUCGCGCAGGGACGAGCCGAACCUUUCCUGGUUCUGCAGGACUGCCCCAGUGUCGACUCCCAGGCACACGCCUUCUUGGAAGCCUUCGGCGCACCACGAGCAGUCAUCUAUCUUGAGUGCGAUGAUGAGUUCCUCGAUGAGGAAUACAGAGGUCUGCACGAGGACGAGGAGAUCGAUGGCGAGCAGCUCGCUGAGAAGAUGGCGCAGCAACGGGCCACAAUGGAAGGCACCAUGAAGGUGUUCAAGGAGCUGUGCCCAGGAAGCUACCUGGAGAUUGACAAAAAGAUGCGGGAGAGUCCCUCGGACGUCGCUGCCGUGAUUCAGCAAAAGCUGAUGCCGACAGUUUACGUCAUCCUUUCACCGGGCACGGAGCCAGAAUUUGGCAAUCUCGUGGCUGAGACGAUUUGCGCCAUGAGCACCGCAGGUGGCUUAGAGGAUGCCCUACCGUCCAAGUACACAAUCUUGGAUGCCAUGGCGAUUUGCAAGAGCAGCGGCCACAGUCCAGCUGUAGAGGAUGCCAUCGCCAAGGCGUCAUUCACAGCAGAAACUCCCGACAGCUUGCCUGUGAAGGUAUGGGCCGAGAUAUGGAAGGAGGCCUUCCUCAAAUCUGCAGACCCCAUGGGCACGUUCCUGUUGACCAACUUCCCAACGGCAAGCUCCGUGAAGUCCAACACCGUGCGAGACCAGCUCUCUGUCGUCGAGUCCGUUUCAUCUCUGGCAGGCAUUCUGCACGUCAAGCUGGGAGCUGCAGCCUUCGCAUCAUUUUGCAGCACUGACGACGAGAAGCUCGAAGUCUAUUCGGCCUUCGAUGCUCAGGUGCACGAUCAGACCUUGGCACAGUUUGGCCCCGGACGGAUUACGGAAUGCAUCCUGGCACGGCCAAAGGCAACGCGUGAGCCGCAGGCGAAACCGCCCGCGAUUCCCGUGGAGACCGUAGAAUUGUGCAGCUUGGUGAGCCCGACCCGGUGGGCCAAGGCCUUUCAGGAACUUGUCAAGUUUGGGCGCUGGACAGCCGAAAAGUCGGUCCGCGCGCUGAUCCGGUGUCUGGUCUUGGCCGUUGCCAAAUUCUUCGAGCCUAUUGGGGAGGACCUGGACGAGGCUGGCGAGCGCUGGACAAAGCGUUCGUCCAGGUCCCUCUACGACGAUCCUGCCGAACUCAGGACUCACACGGUCCAGCAGGGCCCGGAGCCAGAACGCCGUGUGCAGAACCUGCGAGUCCAUGUUGGCAUCCUUCAGUUUGAAAACUUCGGUUUCGGAGCCCCUGGCUUGUUUGAGACCAGCGGCUUCCGGAUCAUGUUGCAGCCGGGUGGGCGAGCACCAGUGAGGUGGUCAGACAGCCAGCCGGCUACAGGGCAGCAGGAGCUCAAGUACAGCAAAGUCAUUUCCAGCGAUGGGAGAUACUCAGCAAGCCUCAGCUGCGCCUUCAACGAGGAUUUGAGCCUGCCCAUACCAGGUCCGAUCCCAGAGACGCUUUGCGUUGAUGUUUGGCUAGAGAGCCGUACUUUCGUGGAGCGCUUGGACAGCUUCUUGCACAUGGGCCCGAAUGCGCGACGCGCGCCCAAGUUCAUGCUGCAACCGGCUGUGACCGCUCCAAGACUCGGCAUCGGCUGCACAAGGGAAGUCCGGCAUGAUGCGCCGCACGCGCUUGCUCGGAGAGCCGUGCCUUGGCUCCGCGAAGAGCUUGGCGACAGCAGACGCCAAGAUCUUCGCAUAGGCCGCAAAAGCAAGAAGGGUCGAGGAAGAUCUGCUGAGGCCAUCUUGAAGUCGCUUUUUGACUUGGGACCUCAUCCUCCACAAGCAGCGGUUUUCAGUGCUUGUUGGCCUGGUUUGGCCUCCUGGGAACGCAAUCCGAAGGCAGCCACUGCGGUCUUAGCAGGACUUGGCAAGCGCGGUCUGUGGGAUGUGGCUUUGAAGGUCACCCGGUUCAUGCAGCAUCACAGCCUGGACGUCAACUGCUUCCAUUAUACCAGCGUCAUCAGUGCAUGUGAGAAGCGAGGGAAGUGGAAGAUCGCAUUGACGCUUCUAGGCAGCAUGAAGGAAGAGGAAGUGUUCCCAAGCGAAGUGUCGUACAACGCCGCCAUAAGUGCUUGCGCCAAAGGGGGCGAGUGGUCCGUAGCACUCGAGCUUUUGAAGGAAAUGCGCCUGGAUGAUGUCAUGCCGGAUUGCGUCUCGUACAAUGCCGCUUCCAGCGCAUGUGCAUCAGCCGGCCUUUGGAAUUCGUCUUUGCAUCUGCUGCAAGAAAUGUGCACAACCACGGUGCCACCGAGUGUAAUUACGUUCAGUACUCUUCUCAGUGCAUGUGAGAAAGGCAAGCAGUGGCAGAUGGCUAUCAGCAUACUGUUUCAUCCGCCCGUGCCGGCAUUAAAGCCAGAUAAGAUCUGCUUCACAGCAGUGAUCAGUGCCUGUGAGAAGGCCAGAGAAUGGGAGAAAGCACUUUUGUGUUUUCGAGACAUGGACACUCGAGACCUGCAGAAAGAUGAAAUUUGCUUUCACAGCGUCAUCAGCUCUUGCAUACGUGGUCGGGCAUGGAGCCAAGCAUUGAGCCUUGCUUUAGACAUGGAGGCGCUGCCUCUGGCGGUGAAUGGGAUCUUGUGGGGUGGUGUGGCCACGGCCAUGCAGCAAAGCGGGCAGCCGAUCGCUCAACUAACUAGCCGGCUACGCAAGAAGUGGGCGCGGCAACAGGGCUCCCAUAGCUCGCUCCUACGAGCCCUGCCGAGAAUCGGAGAGUCCCAAGAGCACGAGGUACACGUGCUCGAUCAGGCUGAGGGGCUGCUGGCUGCUUUCAAGCCCACGGGGCUGAGCACCGAGGCGGCCCUACAAAGGCUCUUGCAUCUUCUCACCCAAGAGGGCUACACUGGGGAACUCUCCCGCGCUUCACGACUGGACGGUGCCACCUCAGGGGUCAUCCCAGUGGCUUUGGGCGAGUCCGACUCACCUGCCUCGAAUUGGUUGAACUACCAAUUUGCUGCGCGCAUGGUAUCGAAGGAGUACGUUUGCCUUUGCUCGGGUCUGCCAUUGGGCGCAAGAGGCACGCGAGGUGUGGUUUCCGCCGGCCUCGUGACUGAGUCCCGAGGAGCGCAGUUGAAAGUUGUGUGGGCGAGCCACGGCAAGGAGGCUCGAACGGAGUACGAGCUGAUGGACUCCUUUAGCUUGCCCGAAGACAUCGGUGCUGUCCAUCCUGGCGCUGUUCUCUCACUUCUUCGCGUCAAGCCCCUCACAGGUCGGACGCACCAGAUCAGGACACACCUGGCCGGCAUCGGCAGACCCAUUCUUGGUGAUCGCACCUAUGGUGGCCUUGCAGUCAGCUGGUGCUCGCGUCUCUUCCUGCACUGCCGACGAAUCUCCGUUCGGGACCUUGGAAACAAGCUCUUCCAACCCGUGGCGCCGUUGCCUCGCCAGCUGAAAUCAAUUCUGGAGGAUUUGCGUUCUCGCGGUGUCGGGCUCGGGAGCAACCUCCCCGAAUUCGAUCACCGCUUCCUGGGCCGCAUCAUGGUCAGCAUUCCGCCGUUGGAUGUGGAAGCAGUCCAACAGAACUACCCGAUCCAGGUUAGCAAGCUUUGCGACGGGCCCCGGCCGAAGCUCCUGUCCGUUGGCAUGCAGUGGGCGUGUGGUAUGGGCAACUCCGCCUGCUGCACCGGUGCCGAGGCUAGCGCCGAGAAUGAGCAGAAAGAGCUCACUCGCAAGGAGGCAGUCCCCGGUGCUCCUGAUCUUCCAGGCCCGGAUGUGAGCGCACCGAUGGCCGCUCAGGCGUCCCCCGGCGAGUAUGUCAUCCAGCUUGACAGGAAAGCAGGAGGCCGCUUAGGCAUCGACGUGGACCACAAGGAUGGUGAGACGCUCCUCAUUGAAGUUAUCAACGAGGGCCUCGUCAUGGAACUGAGCUUAGCUCCGGCUCUACGUUACUUGAGUAGCAGCUUGUUGACUGACUGCUUGUAA
Symbiodinium necroappetens is the source of this 7359-nucleotide messenger RNA. The record is from the annotation of a GenBank genome assembly. Lineage: Eukaryota; Dinophyceae; Suessiales; Symbiodiniaceae.